Pelecanus crispus (Dalmatian pelican) is the source of this 954-nucleotide messenger RNA. The record is from RefSeq and is a predicted model, not a curated record. NCBI's taxonomy places the organism in Eukaryota, Metazoa, Chordata, Aves, Pelecaniformes, Pelecanidae.
AUGAAGCUUACAGGAAACAACUGCAAAAUGAUUCCUGAGCUGGUAGAAAUGCUUUGCAGCGAGAGCCAUGGAGCUCAGUCUGCUGAGCUCCGCAGAGUGUGUCGAGACUUUGCUGUUCUGGAAGAUCAUACCUUGGCCCAUAACUUACAGGAGCAAGAGAUUGAGCAUCACUUGGCAACAAACGUUCAGCGUAAUCGUCUGGUGCAACAUGACUUGCAGGUGGCCAAGCAACUGCAAGAAGAGGAGGAUCUGAAAGCACGUGCUCAAAUCCAGAAACACCGAAAAGACUUAGAACGACAGGACUGUGAGAUCGCUCAGGAAAUCCAAGUGAAGCUGGUAUUUGAAGCAGAGCAGCGCCGCAGGCAAGAGGAAAAAGACGAGGACAUUGCCCGCCUCCUACAGCAGAAAGAACUGCAGGAAGAAAAAAAGCGCAAGAAGCACUACCCAGAAUCCCAGGGACACACAGUUUAUGAAGAUAGCUAUUAUGCAGAAAAUGGAGGCACUAAGUUGAGCGGGAUGAAGCAAGCUAUGUAUGAUACACCCCGAAGGGAACAGGAGCUGUCUGAUGCAGAGAUUGCUCGGAAGCUGCAGGAAGAAGAGCUCCUGGCUAGCGAGGCAGAUCAGAAGGCAGCUCAAGUAGCCCAAGAUGAGGAAAUUGCUCGGCUCUUGAUGGCUGAGGAGAAAAAAGCUUUCAAGAAAGGGAAGGAGAGAGAAAAGUCUUCCUUUGAAAAGAGGAGGCAUGAUCAAGACUGGAAGCAUGAUGCAAGUGAAUCUACGCGCUCAAGGUCAAAAGAAAGGCCUGAAGCUCAGCGACACAAAGGUGACAGGUCUUCAAGGUCACAGCCUCUCCUUGAUGACUUUGAACACGCUCGGUAUUACACAAGCCAGCCCAGCCCCUUGCGCCAGAUCCCCAAACCUGAGCACUCUCCUAAAGGUUCCCGUAGGAAGCAGUAA